AUGUUACCAAAUAUUUUUAAAACAGUUUUUGUUCUUUUUCUGGUUUUUCAAUUCAGCAGCAGACUCUUCGCCAACGAUUAUAUUGGCUGCUUCAGAGAGGACAAUGACCAUCCAGAUUUUCGUUUCAUCCCUGGGGACCUUGACCCUGCAGAUGGCACUCCGCUGUCCUGUUUGACUGCGUGUUCAUCCCGGUUCCAAUACGCUGCGAUCGCCGACAAGCGUGUGUGUUUAUGCGGACGUGAGGUGAACACCUCUUUGAUUGUGAAUGAUCUGUAUUGCACAGAGAAAUGUAAGGAGUCUGGUGACAGUCACGUCUGUGAUCACGUGGUGUAUUACAAUGUGUACUGGAGAGAGAAUGGAAUUGUGGGAUUGGUCAUGAAUAUUGGGAAGAAGACAGAGUUGUUUUCGAAGACAUGGUUUAAUGCGAGUGUGGUUGGAUCGUCCGUGGAUUUCAGAUUCAAACUGGACGACAAGUUUGUAUCUGCUUGGUCAAAUUCUUCCUCUCAAUCCUACGUCUUUGUGGAGACUUGCCAACAUGUUGUUCAAGUUGUCGCAAGGAAUUCUUUUGGUAGUAAAGCAACGGUAGAAAGGACUUUAAAUGUCGUGGACAGGUUUCAAAGCGCUCAAUUUCACUGUCCACGAGCGUCCAUUCCUGGGAAUGAGAUUGUCUGUGGUGGAGAGUGGCACGCCGGUGUGGGGACAGUUAGAUUUGAUUAUGGAGACGACACGUCCGAAAGUUUUUAUUUUGAUACCCCAGUACAUGUACAUAAUCCUGUGCCAGAAGUGAAUGUAACUCCGUCUGGAUUACCAGAGACAAAUCACUCCACAUACGUUUUGACAAGCGCUCUGAAUGUUGAAGCUGGUGAAAUAACUCACUGGUCGCUUCGAGCGACAAAACCUGGCAAAAUCAGAGUUCAGAUUUAUCGUCCUCACCAGACGAACGAAUCAACACAAGAGAUGUAUCUGAAGAGAACUACACGAAACGUAAUCAAGUGUAACAUUAUGGAAACGUAUUGCUUAACUCGGAAGCUUUGUGUACCGUUGAAUGGCGCUCAAAAUACUUCCGUCCCUUCCCAAGAUAACACGACAAACAUUUCCUUGAAUUAUGAGAUGGUUUCUGAAGAAAUCCUGGACGUACCGAACCUGGGUUAUCACAUCAUCCCGAGUAAGAAAUGCGUGAAAUUACAAAGAGAUGAUGUGAUUGGUUGGAGCUCAGAUGGAGGUCUUUUGAGUUUUGUGGAGGACAAAAGCCCUGAAAGAGUGACGUUGGAAUACCGUGGUCAAAAUAAAACAAAGAUACAGAUGAAGCUCUCCACAAGGAUUCAUUUUGGUGCUCACAUUUUAACUGCGUAUAUACGAGAACCGUUAAAAUUUGAAAUUCGUCAUACUUAUGAAGUCCCUGGGGUGUACACUAUCCGAUCGUCAGAAACCCUCCCAUUAUCCAUAACUAUCGAUCGCCCGUUAACCUCAUUUACCAUUGAUGUCCCCAAGUUAGGCGAGACAAACUCCACAGUUCUUCUGACUGUUAAUCACCAUAAUUCAACUGGUGUUACAUACUUUUGGAACUUUGGGGAUAAUAAGAGUGUGAACAGUACGAACUGGACUAUCACGCAUGUAUACAGCUAUCCCGGAUUGUACCACAUUGUCCUUAAUGCCACAAAUUCCGUCAGUAAGUUUGCAGUUGACUCUGGUAUUGAGAUCCUGAAUCCAAUUAGAAAUUGCUAUUUUAAGCAACCAGUGAUAGCUGUGGUAUUUGGUGAAGCAAUAUCCCUGGCAUGGCGAUGUUCCUCCGGUUCAAAUGUUACAUUUUACGUCUAUUUUGGCGACGGAGGAUUGCUUCAAUUUCCGCCAAUAUCCGACAGUUUUAUCGGGAAUAAUUUGUCGCAUACUUAUACGUCUGCUCGCCAUUACAUGCUUGAGAUUGUGGUUUCCAGUCCUCUGAGAAAGAACGUGAGCUUCUCUGGAAGCGCAAUGAUUGAAGUCCCCAUCGAUGGUUUGGAAGUCAGUUUGCUUGAUUGGAAUCAUACUGAAGUGCUAUACAUAGCCACUUUAAGUGAGCUAGUCUUUGAACGUGCGUUCACACACGGCUCGCACGUGAUUUGCACGUUUGAUUUUGGGGACUCCGAGUCAGUUACGAGUUCAGAUAUAAUGGCCAACCAUACAUUUCGCAGACCAGGAUAUUAUCACGUAAAUAUCACGUGUUUUAAUCAUGUAAGUUCCAUGUGGGCAGUUUUGAAUACCACUAUAGUCGUCGAGGACAUCUUAGCGUUGCAAAAUCUCUCCCUAAAAAUCGUACCUGCAAUUCUUGGAAAUAUUUCCAAAUUUCACUUGAUCAUUCCUGAAGGUAACUUAUUCAGUUGUGAAUGGGAUUUUGGGGAUAAUACAACGCAUAUCACCUCUUAUCCAUCAGUGAAUAUAAUUGCUUCUCAUCUCUACCACGAAGUUGAAACAUACAAUGUCAUCGUGAUUUGCCGCAACAAACUCGGUGAAGUGUCGGUGACGGCGCACGCCGAUGUCGACGAGCCAAUCAAUAAUGCCUAUCUGAUGAAUCCCACAUCUUACAUUCAAAUCAACCAAUCAGUGGAGUUCAUUCUGAGUUUGCAAAAGGGAACUCGGUGUUGGUACUGUAUUGAAUGUAAUGGUCGCGCUAGAUACCUGGGAGAUAACGUUACCACGGCAACGAUAUCACAUGCCUAUGCUAUUGCGGGUCAAUAUCUUGUGACUUUAAAGUUAUGGAAUUCCGUUACCUUGAUAACUCUCACUGCUUCAAAAGUUUUAGAAGUUCAACAUCCCGUCGAAGGAUUUCAAAUGUUUGUAGCUGAAGAAAAAAGAUGCCGGCAUCCUCUCAAUAUCGCUGUGUGCUUAAACCUAUCUGUAAACAAUUUCCCGCCCUCGAAUGCCUCCGUCUUACUUAAUUAUGGCGACAAUUCGACCAAAGUCUUCAGCCUUGCUAAUUUUAAAUAUCUCAUGUGUUUGGACAAGCACAAAUAUUCCAAUCCUGGACUUUUUAACAUAACUGCAAAGAUCUUCAAUAAUGUGAGCACUCAGCAGCUAAUUUUGGUAAACCAUGAAAUACUACAGCAUGCUGAACUGAACAACCUUAAAAUUAGUUUUGAAAAUGGUUCUGGGUUUCAGAAAGGUUUAGGCGAAAACAACCAUUUUUUUCCUGCUAAAAAAGUUGUCAAGUUUGAAGUUGAAGAAAACCAACAUGACGUCAGCUACGAUUGGAGGAUUGGGAACGAAAACUUUGGCAAUAAAAGCGUUGUUGAAAACGUGUUUUCAAAGACCGGUUGUGGAAACGUUUCUGUGGUUAUCAAAAGUUCCAUUCUUGACGAAAAAUGUCUCAGAUUUCUUUGUAUUGAAGAAUCUCUUCUUGUCUUAAACCUAAGUGUUGUACAACCGGCGUAUUUUAAAGACCCUACCGUAUUUGAAAUCUCUGUUGAAAACGCUAGUAUUUCUUCUUGUUUUAAGCUGGAUUUGGGAGACAAUUCUUCAGUCAUGUUUGGUUCUCCGGCAUGUGGGAGAAAGCAUCUAUAUCUUUCUAGUUAUUCGCAUUUUUAUAAGAAACAGAUGAAUUACACUGCGACACUUACUCGUUGGAACAACGUUAGUUCCAUCACUCGCUCUGUGAAGGUCUUUAUCUGGGAUGAAGCCUGUGGGAGUGUUAUGGUUAAAAUUACUGGCGGUGGCUCCAAACAUCGGCCGUUCACCGUGAGAAGUUCGGGAGAGCUCGUACUUCAUGCUCACGUCACGCAUACAUGUCACGUGGCCAAAACUGUUGUUGUUGAUUGGUCCGUCUUUCUGUGGAACUUUGGCACCGUGGGGAGGCUAGUUUCCAGCAAGCGACGGACGCAUGAAAAUUCAAGCAAGCAUUUCACCGAUCAAUUUUUAAUAACAGCAUCGAGAUUUGCGACAGGAGUUUAUAAAGUUAGGGUUCGCGUUGGUUUUAUUGGGAAAGAUAGGGAUUUGAGGAACAUCACUGGAUUGAACUAUACGUGGUUUGAGAUUUACAGGCCACCGCUUAUCGCGCGCAUUGAAGGUGGUAUAUCGCGUUCAGUUCCAUGGGAUUCUCAGUUGGUUCUGGAUGGAAGAAGAUCUCAAAACUUAGGAAACAUUCUGAAACAGCUUCGAUUUUCAUGGUCAUGUCGCUUGGCAACGACAAUAUAUUCCCUGGCGACUAACGUUGCAUUAAAUGAGUGUUUUCGUAAUGGCAUUGACGUGAUCUGGAAUACUUCUGUCGUGACGGUGCAGUCUGGGAAAUUCAAUCCCAACCAGGAGUAUGUGUUUCGACUGGAGAUUGAAGAAGGUAACCGAAGAUCACAUUCCGAACAAACAAUCUUUGUUUUUGAUGGACCAAUUCCUUCUUUAGAUUUGAGAUGUGUGGUAAAUUGCAAGGAAACAGUCGACCCAAGCAAGCGUUUACUGCUGCAAAGCAAGUGUUUGAACUGUCAGCUUGAUACAAAACUUCAUUAUCAAUGGUCGAUACAUUACUGUAAUGGCUCAGUCCACUCCUGUCAGGAGUUAACAGACUUUCACAGCAAAACCUCGACUGGUCUCUUGGGUGCUAACAUCGCCAUCAUUGAGAAUAUUUUGGAAAUUGGCGCGACUUAUCGACUUCGUUGCAGUGCGUGGAGAUUACGGUCGGACAUUUCUGGUUAUGUCGAGUAUCUACUCAGGGUUAACAAGCCCCCGAUUGAUGGUCGUUGCUCAGUGACACCUAAAGAAGGAUUCGCUUUGGAAACGUUGUUUAAUAUUUCCUGUUCUCACUGGUGGGAUGAAGAUAUUCCGCUGACGUAUUUGAUUGAGGCGCACAGUGGCGAUCACCAAACAUACUUGACAUCGGGAAAACAGAGCAGUUUGUUAAUUCGUUUGCCAGUAGGCUCAACGGAGAAGAACUUCACUCUUAGUGUCGUUGUUAAAGUUGUUGACGAGCAACUGUUCAGUACGACAACUACACAUUCGGUCAAGGUCUCUCCUCCGUCUUCAGUGAAUUACUCUAAUGCAGUCCAAGACAUUGGCGCGGCUGCAAAGUCAAACGAUAAAGGGGAGGUGUUCGCGUUAGUCACAUCACUUUGUUCAGUAAUGAACCUCAACGUCUCCAGCCAGAAUAUCGCCAACAAUUCGAAGGUGCGUUUUCAAAUUGGUAAGAUUUUAACAUCAACAAACUUCACAGAUUUGAACGGUGUUCAAGGGCUAAGCAACGCGUAUGAAGUUUUAACUUUGAUACCUGAAGAAACUAGUUUAGGAUUGCAGAACGAAGUGGUAAAAUCUAUUUUUGGGACGAUCCCUGUCAUGGAAAGCUUGGCUAAUACAUCACGUGAUGUCCAUAAAGUCGGCUCCAGUCUUCACAGGGUUUUGAGUAAUAUUAUUGGAGCAGCCUUGGUGACGUCAAUCAAUACUGUUACUGAAGAAGAGAGCAUAACGGCCAACGAUACAAAAAUCUAUGCGGAUAGAAAACAGGAAAACAGCAUUGAAAUCACUUUCCAAACAUUGGACGGAAUUAACAACGUUUUAUUACAACAAGUCCUAGCAGGAGACAGCUUAACGGUGAUCAAGACAGAUAACUACAAUAUUAAACUCACGAAGCGAAGUCUGAACUGUUUCAUGCGAAACGACGAAUAUAAUCUUACAACAGGCGAACUUCCUGUGAGACUCGAAGAUACGAAAUAUUUGGUGAAGAAUACGAACUACACAGACAACAGUAUUCUUGGUUUGACGGUCACAGACUUGUUGAAAACGACCAGCAACAUUUACAAUACAACCUCUGACAAGAUCACUUCGAAUAUUUUGCGUGUGAACUUGAGAGAUUCUUUCGGGCGAUAUGUGGACUUGAGGAACAUUCCUCUCAAUAUAUUUGUCAAAACCUCACCGCAGAACACAGGACUUUCCUCAACUCACAUUCUCAACGCUCGGAAUAGUUUAAAAUUUCAUAAAUUUAAUCAAACUAGCGUCGACUCCACGCUCGUCAUAAUAUUCAGUGACGUUGAUCCCAAUCUGAGCCUGCAUGCCUUCCUUAGUAUCGGCCAGCGACCAACAUCAAAAGAAUACGGCCUCAAAAUCGAGUUUACCGCAAAGGAAUUGGCCAGCGGACAAUAUACUUGGGUGGUAUCGCGUGAUCGAUUACAUAAUCUCACCGAUUCUCAAGAGUUCCAGGAAUAUUUCCUCGGCGUGACAUGGAACGAGGACAUGGUGCUGAAUAACAAGAAUUACACUCUUCGCGUAGUUUGGAUGAAAUGUUUGAUGUUGGAGGAUGAAGAGGGGACUUGGACGACUUCGGGGUGUAAGGUUGGUAAUCUGACCACAUUGGAACGGACACAUUGUGUUUGCCAACCAGGAGAAAAUGAUCAUUUCAGACUCCACAAGAGAUCAGCAGAAUUUAGCAGAAAAAAGACUUUCAAAAUUUCCGUUGGAGCUGAAGUGUUUCCUUCUCCAAACAAAAUCGACUUCAAUUUCGUGUUUGACGCUGAUGUCAGCGACAAUCCUGUCGUCUUGAUUGCAGUCUUAACUGUGCUCGGAGUAUUCCUAAUUCUUUUUGUAUACGCGAGAAGACGAGAUCGCAAAGACGCAGAGAAAAUUGGAGUCACAGCUUUGUCUAGCAACAAGUCAUCCGACAAAUAUUUUUACGAAGUCACAAUCCACACCGGUUCGGUUUACAACGCCGGCACUUCUGCGCAUGUCUCAAUCAAGGUGAGCGGUUCAGAGGAGGAUCUGGGUCCAAGAGUUCUAUACGAUCCAACGAGACAAUGCUUUCAACGUUCAGCAAUCGACACAUUCCUCAUCAGCUCACGUGAUUUCAUUGGUGACAUCAGCUAUCUCCAAAUAUGGCAUGACAACACAGGUGUCUCUCCUUCAUGGUAUUUGGAUAAAAUCGUCAUACGCGACCUCAGUGACAAAAAGAGUUAUGUAUUCUUUAACGAAACUUGGCUUGCUGUUGAAAACACGCAUUGUGAAGUGCAGAAACUUCUUUUUCCAGCAUGCAAGGACGAAAUAUCACAAUUCAAAAGGCUCUUUAAUUCAACGAUUCAUAGCAAAUUAAGAGACCAACAUCUUUGGUUUUCGCUUUUAUCCCGUCCUGUUGAGAGCCGCUUCACAAUGGUCCAGCGGUUAUCAUGUUGUCUGACUUUGCUGUACACGACGAUGCUUGCGAAUGCAAUGUUUUAUCAGGGAGCUGUGUCAAAUACGACUGAGUCGAGCCUCGUCGUGGGUCCUUUUAUACUUGGCUUGCGUGAAGUCGCUGUCGGUAUUUUUAGCGCGUUAGUUAUCGUUCCUGUCAACGCCGGUCUCGUCUGGAUGUUUCGAAAUCUGGAGAGGAAACCUGCAGAAGAUGAUUUAGUGGCUCGAAGGCAGGGGAAAAGAUUUUGGUGGUUUUAUGAACUGUUUUUCUGUUGUUUCAAGCGAAGGAAAUCUACGAACUUUGGAAAGAUUAUCAGAAGACGAAGUGGUAAUGAUUAUUUAUAUCAUGACGGACUCGAUGAGGACGGAGAUAAGGUUUCCUAUUCCGAGUACUCGUUGAAACACUUGGGUGAUCCUGUUGAAAUCUCAAACGCAACCAUCAAACUUAGGGAGAAAACGGAAAAGUCGGUGACACCCUUUAAAAUACCAUACUGGUAUGUUUAUGGGAUAUGGUUCGUGUUGUGUUCCACCUGCUUUGUUUCUGCCUUCUUUCUGGUUCUCUAUGGCUUGCAGUUUGGAAGAGUCGUGUCCAGUCAAUGGUUGACUUCAAUGACCGUUUCGUUUGUGCAAGAUGUUCUGAUCACUGAACCGCUGAAGGUUUUUGCAAUGGCAAUCGUUGUUGCUUUGAUCAUAAAGAAGCCGGAAAGUUCAGACCUUGAUACCACAGAUCAUGAACAAACUAUUGUGAAUCAUCAACUACAAAACACUGACAAUAAUGAUUCAGAUCUGCCAAAUCACGACGAUAUACUUCAUUUAAAACCUCCGGAUAAAAAAGAUCUUGAAACGGCAAGAAACAAGAGGUUAAAAGAACUUCGAACAGGCGCCCUUUUGAAAGAGCUUGGUGUGUACGUUGUAUUUUUAUUCUGCCUGUCCACAGUGGUUUAUAAAAGCAAGAAUCCAAUGUCAUUUCAAAUCAACAAAGUUAUGACAGACCUCUUGGUUGAACAAAAUGACGUUGGCGUGAAUUUUCGCCAGAUCUCGAAUAUUAGUGAUUUACUGACCUGGACAAACAAAACAUUCCUUGAUAUAAUAUUCCCCCCUUCCAACGAUCCAAAACUCUUCUCAGGAGAAAACACAAACAUGGUAUUUGGUCAUUUUUAUCUUAUCGGUUCUGUGCGACUUUAUCAAACAUUGGACGACAAAGUAAGUUCAACAAACACAGCCCAAACAUUGUUCGUGGACCUGCGUGGUUCAAACGACACUGGCGAUGCAAAAAACAUGCACUUUGCACAAAUUCAAAAAUGGCUAAAUAGAAAAUCUCGUGAAAUCAUCAUCAAAUUUGACUUAUAUAAUCCAUCUUUGAACUUAUUCUGCUUCGGGAAGCUAACUUACGAGGUAUUGGCGUCGAACGGUGUGAAAACCCAGGGAGAUUUUGAAGUCACAAAACUUUUUGCGGUUGGUGGGAUUUUAGAUACAUUUUCUGUGGUCAAUCAUAUCUUGUUGUUUCUCUUUUUCCUCAUGUUAACUUACCGUGAACUAAAGCAGUUGUACCGGUUGAGAAAAGGUUAUUUCAAAUGCGUUUGGAACGUUCUACAAGGUUGUCUUGCUCUACUUAUAUUAUCCUGUAUCGUUGUAUUUUUCCUGCGUUUAAUAUUGAUCGAGAAAGUUCUAACAAGUCUUGAAGGCAACCGUGAAAACUCUAUACGUUUCAACACGGUCGUAGUUAUGGAUAAACUUCUCACAAACUUAAUAGCAUUCAUGGUUUUCCUAUCGUGGCUUCUUGUAACGAAAUUCCUUCGCUUCAAUCGAAGGCUAUCCUUCCUCCAGGACACUCUAGGAAAAGUGGCCAAACCUCUAGCAACUUAUUCUGUGGUAUUUUUUACCGUGUUUUUUGCCUACGUCCAUUCGGGUUACCUGCUUUUCUCCAGAGAACUGAAACAGUUCAACGGCCUUCAGUCAUCAUUCACGUCGCUCUUCAGUCUCUUCAUGGGACAUUUUGAUUUCCACACUUUGCAAAACUCGAAUCGUAUCAUUGGACCUGUGUUUGUAUUCACGGCUUUGUUUUUUGGAGGUUUCAUAAUCAUCAACCUGCUGGUGGUUUUAAUUCUGGAGUGCUUCUUGCUGGUAAAAACUGGGAGACGAGAGAAUCAGUACGAGCUGUUUGAAUACAUCAAGAGAAACCUUUGCUAUUGGUUGGGAAUAUCUCCGGGAAAUGUCACCCAAGGAGAUGUAGUACUACGAGAACGGUCUCCCACGAAGAAUAUCCCCGGAGAAAGAGGCCAACGUGGUGAUUUUCCCGUACAAGAUGCGUCACCUGGUGUGGAAGAGACUUUGGCGAUUGAAAAUCGUAUCGCAAAGCAAGAGACCAACCUGAGGGAGAUAGAAAGAUCCACAAGUGCCCUGAUGACGUCAUUGGAAAGCGUUUGCGCAGAGGAAUGGUACGAGGAAUUGAUGUUGUACAAGUUGAUCUUGAAAGGCCUGGGCCUAUCGUGCUAUGAUUGGUUGGAUUGUGUGAUGAAUGUGGAGAGCAAGGAAGAAAUGGGGAUGGCGUUGAUGCGUAGUGAGUUAUACGAAGCUGUGGAGAACUAUUCACAAGAUAUCGAGAACGGUGUUAAAAUGUCAGCCGGAGAACCGGCGGCGGCUAAUGGUAGUGUAGAGAGCUCAUUGUCAAGUUUUGAUCUUUGCUUUGAGGAUGAAAGCUUUUAACAAGUGCGUCUUUACAGAAGGAGUACUCUUUAAAACGAGUAAAGGCAUUAG
Messenger RNA from Dendronephthya gigantea, 9870 nucleotides. RefSeq lists its product as uncharacterized. Gene Ontology annotation, biological process: detection of mechanical stimulus. NCBI's taxonomy places the organism in Eukaryota, Metazoa, Cnidaria, Anthozoa, Malacalcyonacea, Nephtheidae. Gene Ontology annotation, cellular component: membrane. The transcript is spliced from 24 exons. Bases 1 to 9819 code for a protein of 3272 amino acids. The record is from RefSeq and is a predicted model, not a curated record. Gene Ontology annotation, molecular function: protein binding; calcium channel activity; calcium ion binding.